This is a messenger RNA of Rotaria sp. Silwood2, 960 nucleotides long. NCBI's taxonomy places the organism in Eukaryota, Metazoa, Rotifera, Eurotatoria, Philodinida, Philodinidae. The record is from the annotation of a GenBank genome assembly.
AUGACACCGGAAGAAAUAAAUCGAAUGGAACCAAAUGGAUCUACUGCACUUCAUGUUGCGGCAUAUCGAGGACAUGAAAAACUUGUUGAACUAUUACUUGGAAAAGGUGCGAAUUAUUUAACAGUAAAUAAAUAUCAAAAUACUCCACUUGAUGAAGCAAAAACCGCUAAAAUAAAGCAGUUAAUUCGCCGUCGAAUGAAUCAGAAGCGUUUCGUGAGUGACUCCAUUGAGUGGAUUCUUCAAACAGACAAUGCUGAUUAUCAAGCACAUGAAUAUUUUAAAAAAUUUGAAUCUUAUGGUAAAGAUCGACACUUUUAUAAAUUGAUUGCUUAUAUAAGAAAAAAUUAUCUUGAAAAUGAAUUGCAAGAUAUAGAUGGUAUCAAUAUUAUAAAAGAAUAUUUUGACAAAGCAAUCAAUGAAAAAGAUCCAACUUACUUAUUAACAGCAUAUACAGCUGAAACAGAUUUUUAUACAACAUUAAAUAUUGAUUUAGCUAAAAUACAGCUUGAAAAUUUAACUACCAAAGAAAAUCUUAGUCGAACAUACUAUAUUGGAAUAAUUGCUUGUCAUCCAAAAUUCGAAACUUUAUCAUUUAUUGGAAAAGUAUUUCGUGGUAUGCUGAUUACUAAGAAUGAUGUAAAAAAAUACAAAGUUGGUUCACGUAUAUUAACUAAAACAUUUUCGUCGACAUCAAAACAAAAAGAUGUUGCAUCAACUUUUCAUAAAAACAAAAAGACUGAUACGCAUGAUCGAUUGAGUACUUUAUGUAUAUAUCAUGUACGUAAUCCAAGGACGGCAUUAGAUAUCCAACGUAUAUCAUUAUUUGAAUAUGAAGAAGAAGUAUUAAUUCUACCAUAUUCAGCAUUUAAAAUAAUCGAUAUUCAACAAAAUGAAAACAAUUCACCACAAGUUGAAAUAAAAUUGAAAGAAUGUGAGAAAUGGGAUGAUGAUGCUGAUUGA